Messenger RNA from Salvelinus fontinalis (brook trout), 2183 nucleotides. RefSeq names its product protein sprouty homolog 3-like. Gene Ontology annotation, cellular component: cytosol; membrane. The record is from RefSeq and is a predicted model, not a curated record. The coding region runs from base 901 to 1857 and encodes 318 amino acids. The transcript is spliced from 2 exons. Gene Ontology annotation, biological process: multicellular organism development; animal organ development; negative regulation of fibroblast growth factor receptor signaling pathway. Lineage: Eukaryota; Metazoa; Chordata; Actinopteri; Salmoniformes; Salmonidae.
CCCUGCUUCCCUCUACCAUUCAUGUCCAGCCCCCUCCCCUCCUCUCUCCCUCCCUCCCUCCAUCUCUCCCCCUCUCUCUGUGUCUCUCAUGCACUCACUUACACACACUCUCGGCUCGCAGAGAAUGAGAGGAUAAACGCACAGACAGGAAGGACUGACCCGAGAGAGUUAGAGUGAGAGACAGAGCUAGAGAGAGAGAGAGAGGGAGCAAGAGAGCAAGGGGGAGAGGAACAGAGAGAGUGAGAGAGACUAUCCAGCAUUCAGUCUUUAUGCUUUAAGGGAGAGGAGAGAGAAAACUACAGAGCCAUACUACAACAAUCUCCCUGACUGCUGGGAUUUCGGAACUCCUUCACUUUUAUUUGUUAACUUUUUUCACAAGCUUUCCUUAUUUUUUAAGAGUACAAUUAUUUGUUAAUUCUGAAGCGGAGGACCUGGCUGUUACUUUUUCUUGUGUUCUCUGGGAUAUUUCUCCCGCCACUCUGCCCUCUGGUCUCCACACUGUGGACCAGAGACCUCUCUGCCCUGGCUGUGCCCCUGCUGUGCCCCUGCGGUGCCCCUGACAAGGCUGUGGAACGGCUGCUUGUGGAACGGCUGCUUGUCGUCAGGGCUGGGUUGUUGCUUCUUCAUCUUUGCGGGGAAUGACCCUAGGAGGCGUGGGAUUGGUUGCACUCCAGGGACGCUCCUGAAAAGACUGCGGAGGGGACUCAAGGCGCUGUGGCCCCACGGAACUGAGAGAGCCGCCCCUCCCCCCCCUCAACCCCAAGACGCCCCAUUUCACUGCAGCAUGGAUCUCCCCCCAUUUAGAGGUCUCUCUGAUGUGCCGUGAGAGGUGCGACUCCCCCGUCCCGACCCCGUCCCGACCCCAUCCCCCUCCCUCGUGCCACUACUUCAAGGACCAGGAUGGACCCUCCCCCAGGUCGUGGCCCUGCCCUAGUCAGGAUGGACAUGGAUGGGCUGGACCUCCAGCAGGUGCCUGUCCUCUCCCUGGACCAGAUUUGCUCCAUCCGGGCCAGCAAUGACUAUGUGGAGCGCCCCGUGGCCCUGGACCACGCCUCACAUUCUGGCUUCUUUUACACCCACGACGACCACUACCCCAUCACCCAUGGGUACCCCCCUCAAGGUUACCUUCAUGGUUACUCUCAGGGGUACCCGUCCCACGCCCCUCUCCCCCGGAGCCAGAGCCAGCAGCAACACGCCCAUCUGACCCAUCUGAGUCGCUCCAGUACAGCCAGCUCAGCCAUGUCCCGGACCAGCGCUGCCUCCGACCAGAGACUCCUGGCGGGCCUGACGCCCUCCCACUCUGGCCUGGCCUCAGUGGUGCGCUCCCAGCCUAAAGGAGAACUCAAGCCCGAGGCUUCUCUAGGUAAAGGCCUGGAGGAGGGAGAGGACCUGGGCUUGCACCUGUUUAUCUGUGAGCGCUGUGGGAGGUGUAAGUGUCAGGAGUGCUGCGCCCCGCGGAGCCUGCCGUCCUACUGGGUCUGUAGGCAGCGCUGCCUCUGCUCUGCUCAGAGUGCUGUGGAGUACGGCACCUGUCUGUGCUGCGUUAAGGGCCUGUUCUACCACUGCUCCGCUCAGGAUGAUGAGGACAACUGUGCCGACCGGCCCUGUGCUUGCACGCCCGCCCACGCCUGCGCUCGCUGGGGUACCAUUGGCCUUCUGGCGCUGUGCCUGCCCUGUCUCUGCUGCUACCCACCUGCCAGACUGUGCCUCGCCCUGUGCCAGCGGGCCCACGACCGAGCCACCCGCCCUGGCUGCCGCUGCAGCAACACCAACACCGUGUGCCGCAAGAUCUCCACCUCCAACCCCAACCCCGGGCACGCCCCCUUCCGCAGCAAGUCCCUGGAGAAGCCUGUAUGACAGUGGUGCACCUGGAGUCAAUCGCCGCCUGGACAACGCAGUCUUUGACAACAUUGCCAUGACAAUACAAUCGCCCCGCCCAGCCCGUCGUGAUCUACCUACAGUGACCUUUCACCUUACGUACUUUCCAUACUUCUUCUUUUCCUCCUGCCUGAAGAGAAAUGACCAAAAGCCUUACUGUACUUUACUGUAACUGUACUGUACGUGUGGAGACUUGAGCCGAAACCUGAAACCGCCUGGUGCUUUUUGCUGAACUGACUGCCAAACUUAACCUUACUGUGUUACUGUGUGGGCAUACUGUCUCUACCUUCCCCUUACUGUGUGGG